Molecule: messenger RNA, 1407 nt
Organism: Rosa rugosa (rugosa rose)
Lineage: Eukaryota; Viridiplantae; Streptophyta; Magnoliopsida; Rosales; Rosaceae
Product: F-box/FBD/LRR-repeat protein At3g26920-like
Exons: 1
Coding region: 1-1407 (468 amino acids)
Molecular function (GO): protein binding
Source: RefSeq, a predicted model, not a curated record
AUGGCUAAGAAGAGAAAAAUAUCAGGCAGCUGCAACAUGGCAAACAGAAAUAAAAGGAUAAAAAAGGAGGAGGAGGUUCAAAGCCAAAACACCGGGGGUAUGGUGGUGGACACAUACACAUCCCAAUUACCCGAACUUGUCAUCAACCAAAUCUUCUCUCAUCUUUCCACCAAGUCCGCCAUUAGGGCAAGCAUUCUUUCUAAGGAAUGGGCAAGCGUGUGUUCUUCAGUUCUCAUUUUAGAUAUCGAUGAGGAUGAAGGGAAGAAGCAAAGUGCUGAUCACAGGGAUCGACGUAGAAAGUUCCUUAAGUUCUUGAGCAAUUGUUUGAAGAUCCGUGAGAAAGAAAAGUACCUGGAGAAGUUCAGGCUCCGUAUGAGUUAUUUUGGAGGUGACUGUGCCAUAAAUAAGUCAUUGAGUUUUGCUUUGGAAAGAAACGUUAAAGAGUUGGAUAUUUGCUUCAAAAGAGAGAACGAGGUCAGAAAAGGCAGAUACUAUUGCUUACAGCAGACAGCUCUCAAUAAUGCAAAAUCUUUAACCAUUUUGAAGUUGGAGUAUUUGAAAAUAGAAGAGGACAGCAUCGACACUAUAAGCCUUCCGUCUUUGAAAACUUUGUCUCUAAAAGCUGUGAAAUUCAUGACUAACACUGGAUUCUCACGCUUAUAUUCGGGGUGUCCUUCCAUCGAGUAUUUGUCAUUAACUUCGUGUCACGGCUGGGAUGUUAGACUUUCAAGUUUGGGGCUCAAACACUUGGAAAUUCUGUGUUGCGAAAUCAAACUUAAAGUCGAAGCAACAAACCUUGAAUCCUUUAAAUUCCGUGGUGACAAUGGACUUCGUCAUCAUAUCAUUGACAUGCGCAAAAACUUCUACAUUGCCUCUUGUCAAACCCUCAGAAGUCUUGAGUUCUCUCAUGCACACUUUGCAAUUGGAUGGUUCAAAGGCCUCGAUUCGAGAUUUCCUCUUCUUGAGAGGUUGGUUUUACAUACAUGCUUCAGCUACUCGGGGAUUAUCAACAUCUUUAGCCAGCAUCUGAAAAGCUUUGUGUUUCAUGAAUGCGGAAACAUUUUGUCUAAUUUUUCUAUGACUGCUCCAAAUUUAUCGGAGGCUACAAUCACAAUUGAAGAGAGAAGAGACUAUGAUCGCCUGAGAAAUUUUCUUGGAAAUUUUGAUUGCUCUAAGAAAAUACGUCUACAUGUUAAUGAGACUGAGGUAUGUAUCUUUCCGGAGGAAAUGAGAAAGAAAUACUCUCCACCAUUACCUAGUCUCAAGCAUCUUGAGGUAGAGAUAGAUACUUUUACAACCGUAGUAACUCAUUCGGCCUUGAUGGACUCCUUACGGUGGAUGGCACCGUCUCUGGAGUUUCUAUCCAUAAACAGAAUUCAUUACAUAUAUGAUAGUAGAAUUAGUUAA